Molecule: messenger RNA, 6321 nt
Organism: Nasonia vitripennis (jewel wasp)
Lineage: Eukaryota; Metazoa; Arthropoda; Insecta; Hymenoptera; Pteromalidae
Gene: Wdr81
Product: WD repeat-containing protein 81
Exons: 22
Coding region: 409-6210 (1933 amino acids)
Biological process (GO): aggrephagy
Cellular component (GO): mitochondrion
Molecular function (GO): phosphatidylinositol 3-kinase regulator activity; protein binding
Source: RefSeq, a predicted model, not a curated record
AUUGUGAGCGUGAGGUUAGGACUGCGAUAUAUGAACAAUAAGUUGUAAUAUUUAUAUGCGUUACAAGAAAACGAUUAUUUAUCUGCAAGUCUCUUUAUCUGCUUAUUCGUCAUUUGGGAAAACAGUAUUGAUGGCAUUUCAAAGAAAGUGAAACGCAAGCGAUGCGAAUAAUUUAAUCCAGUGCUUAUAAUGACGUUUGAAAUGGCAAAGGGGCAGACACUGCAGUAUUCGCUGAGUGAAAACAAAUGAAGACUUUGGACAAUCGAGAUCGAAUUUCCUGAUAAUGCGAGGAACGAGUGUUAAUUAUUUAUUAAUUAUGCCUUAACAGAACGAUUCCAGAAUGUAAAGCACGAUUACUCUUUCUAUUUGGCAAGGCUGAAAAAGUAAACAAAAACAUUGGAGCUCAAGAUGAAAGAAGAAGCUUUGAGUAUGGAUAUCCUGAAGAAGGAAUUGAAAAUUCCUGAAAAAUAUUUGAUAUGGGCAGGGGAGAAAAUCAGUGCCACUGUGCACAAAUCCUGGCUCAUUGGAUUUUUAAAUCUUAAUCCAAUUCAGUUUGUGGUGCAUGAUCAACUCAAUCCGGAUGAAAUAGCUGCUCAACCUUCAUUAGAAGAGCUUGGAGCUGGAUGGUCCAAGGUUUACCUUAAGGUCUACAAAAAGAAGCACAUAAAUGUUUUUACACUGCCAAGAGAAAGAUGUUCAUUAACAAGUUCCAAAAAUGAAACUGAAUUAACUUUUUCUCAAGUGCUACAUUAUGUAGCAAAAACCAAUUAUCAAAAUCUUUGGAAAGAUUUCUACAAGAGAUACUAUGCUCCAUGGACUACAUUGGAUCACAGAGAACAAACAAAUAUAAUUGGAUGUACUACUGAUGUGGAAUUGAUGAAAGAAAUAAUCACUCGCAUGUACAAUUGUACUAUAGUGCAAUUUCAAGAAAAUAAUUUGACACUUGUUAAAGCUGCUGCUGUCAAUCGUACUCAUUGCAACCUGUUACCUGCUAUAUUAGCAAUAGAAACUGAAUCUGCAUUUAUUAUUUUUUAUGAACAAACAGCAAAAUACUCUUUGAGAGAAUGUGUAACAUACAGUCCUGCAGCAAUAUCAACAAGUUAUGCAAAACCACUCUUUCUUACAUAUCAACUACUAAGAUUAUCACGAGAUUUGCAUGAUUGUGGUCUUUUAUUAGGUGAAGUUACUUUGAGUAAUAUUUUAGUUAUGGAUAAUCUGAAUGUGCAGGUUUUGCCAAAUUUAGAAGAUAAUCUUCAUUUAAUAGAUAAUCCCAAUGAAUUUGAAAACAGCAAAUCAGAUGCAAAAGCGAAUGUAAAUAGCAAUACAAAUUUGAGUAUUAGUGAGCUGUGUGAAAUGUGGGUACAUGGCCGUUUGAGCAAUUUCGAUUAUUUAACGGCGUUGAAUAAUUUGGCUGGUAGAAGAUACGGAGAUCCUAGUUGUCAUCAUGUGAUGCCGUGGGUCACGGAUUUUUCGUCCCGGUGCGGCGGAAAUUGGAGAGAUUUCACAAAAUCAAAAUUUAGAUUAAAUAAAGGUGAUAGACAACUUGAUCUGACAUUCGAUCCGGAAUGCGCAGAAGUUGGCUAUCACGUAUCAGACGUAUUAUCAGAAAUAACUUACUAUGUUUAUUUAUCGAGACGUUAUUCGAGAUCUAUUUUAUGUAAGCACGUAAGACCUUUAUGGGUACCUGGAGAAUAUCCUGCAUCUAUUCAAAGAUUGUAUGAUUGGACUCCUGACGAAUGCAUACCGCAGUUUUUCACUGAUCCAAGCGUUUUCAAGUCCAUACACGAAGAUCUACCAGACUUAGAAAUACCAAGUUGGGCAACUUCUCCUGAAGAUUUCAUUGAAAAACAUCGCGAAUCUCUAGAAAGCUCAUACGUUUCUGAAAGACUUCAUCACUGGAUCGACUUAACAUUCGGCUACAAACUUUCAGGUCAAGCAGCUAUCAAGUCUAAAAACGUAUGUCUUCAUCUUGUCGAUAAUCACACGAAUCUGUCAAACUCUGGCGUCGUUCAGCUCUUCACUAAUCCACAUCCACAAAAAAUCAUUCAAUCGCCCUACUGGAAUAAGAUUCCACCUCGGUUGCGAAAUUUUUCCGUAGAUGAAAGAUUGGUUUCAAGCAGCGACGAGCCGAUCAGUAAAGUCGGCAAUGACGAGCAUCGCAGCUCAGGCGACGAAGAGGAGGACUCGCACGCGGUCACUGUCUCGAAUGCUACUCGAUCAUCACCACUAACUUUCAGCCGAUUGUUGAGUCGAUCCCGAAGUUCGCUGCCUCUGGUUGACGACAAUAUCAAACAGGAGAAAGUCAACGACCAGCCUAUUCUCUUGCCUAAGGAUUAUAAUCCAGCCGCGGCUUUGCUGCAGGUUGAGACAAUCCACGCGUUCAUAAACAAGGUCAGCCACAAAGCGUAUGAACCGAAAAUUUCGACAGUCGAUGGUACACCCAACCAGAGGCUUGUCAUCGCAUCGGCCAGAAUGAAAGAGCAGCAGAUUCUGGGUUGUCUGAUCGUAGAAAUAUUCUUGGCCGAAAAGUUUCGAGCCAUUUGGAAGGUCGAAAAGAUCUCGUUUUUUAGCAGAUUAAACGCGAGCUUGAAUAUCAUUAAGAAUACGCCGAACGCCUUGCCCAAGUGUGUACAGAGCGCGGUUAUGCUCUUGCUGAGGAUCGACGCGAUACCAAAGAGCUAUAACAUUGAUUUUGCGGAGUCUGGAGAUAGUGCGGGCACUGCUCCGUCAGCUCAAGCAAACGCAAACGUUUGUCGGUAUCCAACGGUGACGUAUAUGGGACUUCCACCGCCUUCAGCUCAUCAGAUUCUUCAACCAUUGCUCUCUGGAUUACUUUUUCCCUCCUCAAAGUAUCUACAAUAUCUUUAUGGAGUUGUCGAGAUGAUUCAAGAGUACAAUAAUCUGUGUCGUGAGCUGGACCAAGUCACGCAAGGUAUAGAAGAUGACGGUAAUAUGGAGAAGACGAAAAUAAUUUUUCUGUGCAAGAUCAAUGAGUGCAAAGUCAAAGCUAUCGCAAACGAACUAGAAAAACUACUGCCACACGCGGGAAUACCUACGGAAACAAGUUUGCAAUUGAUCGUGCCCCACGUGAAGCAAAUUUUUGAGCAACCUUUGAGCGCGGUACUCGCGGCUUGGCAUCUGUUUGAUCCCAUUGCGCGAGCUCUGGGGCCUCGAGAAACUGCCAGCAUAUUCCUUCAUCCAAUCAUGAAUCUCUACGAUAGAGGUUCGUUAAUGGAUAAACUGUCAUUUGCAAACACCUUGCCGGGAAACUUAGUAACAAAAUUCAAGACUGUUAGAUUGUAUCAUAGAAGCUUUUUACUAAAAUUAAUAGUCCGCCUCGGCCUGAGGUGUUUUCUAGACAAUUUUAUUACUCCUCUUGUGGAGGCUGUUGGUGGUUACAGAAAUCACUUAUCAGGAUCCUUAAAUUCCAAUCUCGAUAAAGCGGGAAUUUUGAAAGACUGUGAUUUAACUGGUAGUAGCAGUGAUGUAGACGUCAUUCUCUCGCCGCUUGACGAAGAUUCUUCCGUUGAAUCGGAACACGUACUUCUAAUGCUAAAUGAAAAUAAACUGGAUGUUGGCACAAAGAGUGAUGGUGCGUCCGACAAUAGCGAUGGAGUUUUCGUAAUGGAAACCGAGGAUACAUUCUCGCCGUCACCUAAUGUAGAGACACCUCAAAGUCUAAACUUCGACUUUAAUCUCGAGAUUGAGGACUUCAGUAGCGAAGCAAAAUCGUCAUUUUUAAGCAGCGCUAAAUCACCAAUUAUACCCAUACCAAAGACUCUUGACGUGACCGCCGGCAAAUCCGUACCGGAGUUCAACAGUAUUUGUUGCAAGGUAGGUAGUACGACGACCAGCGAAGAUUUUCCUUUUCCUGGUUCCUUAACGGAAGCGAUCAAUCCACCGAAGAGCGAACUUUGUGUCGGUGUACAAGAGGAAAACAGCAGUUCAACUGAACCGGAAUCCUUUGUGUACGUACAAAAAGAGGAUGAGGUGUCCGUGGUUAAAAAAGAAGCUAGCGAUGAUGAAAUCAUCACUAGUAAAUGUCAGCAACGACGAUUUACCUACACCGAAUGUUCGGCAUCAGAGAUGAGUGCAGAAUCGGUGAUUUGGUUGUCGCAUCGUUUGGGACCAGUUCUGACGGCUCGAUACCUUUCGCGCAAUUUACUUCGAAUGCUGACGUUGUGCUACUUUGGUAAGGAGAACUUAACGCCGAGCUUCGACAAUAGCGAUAAAUCCGACGAAUCUUUCGAGUCAAACAAACUCAGACUAUCGGGUGACGCGAAUGCCGUGAAAGUCCUGGAGUGUCUCAGCUCUAUUGUUGGUCUGUAUGGAGAGCACACCAUUGUCUUGCAGUAUUUUUCCCACAUGACGGAACUUGUAGCACAAUGCAAACGUAAACUAACUCCAAAUUUAGAGGGAGGACUAAUUUCAUGUCUCGUCCUACUUAUUCAUGUGAUCCCUUAUUUAAACGAUUCUUCGUUAAUGGAUGUUAUUCAUGAAGGAAUAGUUAAAUCAAUUCUGUUACCUACCGUCCGGAUACUAUCCACAACUAGAUUUACGUUUCCGAAUGGGGCAAUGGCUCGUUUUGUUCUAGCAAAUAAAUAUCUUGAAACCUUAUUUAUUUUAAUAGUUCGCUUGGGUAAUGUAAUGGCAAACAAUCACUUAACUACACCUAUUCAACGAUUUUUUGCCGCUUUUGAGAAAGUUUUUAACACGGAUAAGCCACAAAAUAAUGAAGAUGAUUUAAACAUUUCCAAAGACAACAAUCGUUUAAGCAGCUCACACCCAAAAUCGAGUACUGAUUUUGCUAAUACUGAGUCUUUCUCGCCGUCUACCAUAGAAGAUUCAAGUAACGUGGACUCUAAAAAAUACAAGGCAUUUGAAGAACUGAAAGAAGUAUUUUCAGCGUCGCUUGCUCACAAAGCUUAUGUAGCGUUCUAUCGUCUUUUGAGUGAUGAAAUCAUGGAUGAAUUGAUUAAAAACCAUCAGCUUAUACGCGACCUGUUUCACGAAUUCGAACAGGAACUACUUUUCCCCGCAUCAUCCAGCAUUCCAUCGGAAAAUAAAAAAUUCCUAGAUUGCAAUGCUAAAGGUUUUGGAAAAGUAUCCACGAUAGGAAAUAAAAUAAAAGUUCAGGAUUUUAUAACUACGAGGACUCAGGGAGCGGACAGCGAUUCUUCAACGGUCAGAGAAUCGAGUCCUUUCUCGUCUGCAGGUCGCCAGCUCAGAGGUAAUUGGUUGGCUUACUGGGAACACGAAAUCGGCAGAUCGGAUAAAGAUACGAAAUUCAACAUUAAGCAAAUAAAGCUUCAAACAUUUUCUGGUCACACCAACAGUGUGAGAUGCAUAUAUGGACUCGAUAACGAGAACAGUUUCAUGAGCGGGGCUCGAGAUAGAACUGUCAAAUUAUGGAGUUUGAGAAGUCAAGGCGACGGCAGCGUUGUUUCUUCUUGCCAAUACACGUAUGCAGGCCAUAAGAAGUCCAUUCUUGCAUUGACGUUUUUGGAAUCCCUUCGAUACGCCGUCACUUGCGAUGGCACUAUUCACUGUUGGGAUCCGUUUAUGGGAUCAUUCCUUGGUUGCCCAGAGUCUCCAAGAUUAACACCUGUUAAUGUGUUGGUAGCGAGUCCAGCACCUUCUACGACAAUCUUUGUCGCGACUGCAGAUAUUACUUUAAGGGUCAUAGAUUGUCGUACAUUCCAGUACGUCAAUGAAAUGAAGGUAUCCAUGAAUCCUACUGGUUUAGUCAGGUGCAUAGCAGUAGCUCCAAGUGGACAUUGGGUAGCACUUGGUCAGGCUUCUGGUUUUCUCACUAUUUUAGAUAUUCGCACUGGUUUGAUAAUUGCUUCUUGGAAAGGACACGAAUGUGAAAUACUUCAAUUAGAAGCUUUAAAUGAAACAACAAUAAUAAGCUCUUCACUGGAUCAAACUAUUGCUGUGUGGAGCGCAGUUGAUGGAAAACUAAAGUUCUACUUGAAAGGUGUAACUGAGCCAAUACAUUGUAUGGCAGUAUACGAGCAACAACUUAUAUCCGGAACAACGGCAAACCGAAUAGGCGUACAUUCGGCAGUUGAAGUAUCCGCGUCAUAUUCGUUUUCAAAACUUCGACAUGAUGCUUUCAAAGGGGUUUUAACUGCAAUGGCGCUUCUACCUCUGAACAGAUUGUUGCUACUAGGAGCUGACAAUGGCAAUAUAAACUUGAUAUGCUAAGAUAUGUGAAAAAGUUGUACAUACGUUGAAUGUAAAUAUAUAAUAGAUCAAAUUUAUUUAAUAAUAAUAAUCUAUAAAAAAAUAUUUUCAAAUAUAACGAAAUUCAAUCGA